Molecule: messenger RNA, 938 nt
Organism: Daucus carota subsp. sativus
Lineage: Eukaryota; Viridiplantae; Streptophyta; Magnoliopsida; Apiales; Apiaceae
Product: protein MAIN-LIKE 1-like
Exons: 3
Coding region: 263-772 (169 amino acids)
Biological process (GO): meristem development; meristem maintenance
Source: RefSeq, a predicted model, not a curated record
UGCAGACUUGCGACCAUCCCAUCCCCAUCUCCCAUCUCCCAUCCGUUCGACACUCCCGGCUCCCAUCUGCUAUCUUCUGCAUAUUCUCGCCUCUUCAUUGAAAAUUAGAGGAAGUUUAGAAGUUCCGAGAAGGGAAAGAAGGCAACGGAAUCUAGAUUUGGAAGCCACUGGUGAAGAAGAAGAAGAAGAGUUGCUGGAAAGCGAAAGCUUCUCUAACGACAGACGCUGGAAUUGCUUUAGAGUAAUUGCUCUCGUCAUUUUUAUGGAGAAAUCUAAGGAUUCAGCUUGCGGCCCUAUAGAUCGAUCACUGCUGUUCAUGCAGGAGGAUCAUAUUAGCACCUCCAUCUGGGAGGGCGAUGAUAGGCUCAGGUUUGAUGUCAGACAGUAUACCACAUGUAUGGAUAAGUGGGUUUUGGAUGAUGAGCAGAGGCAUCUUCUUGAUUCUUGGGGUUUUGGGGUGUUUGCUCACCCUCAGGUUGUUCGACAGAACGACAUUGCUAGAGAAUGGAGGCCGGAGACAAACACCUUUCACUUCCCAUUUGGUGAGAUAACCAUCACACUAGAGGAUGUCUACAUGCUUAUGGGUCUGCCGAUCAGCGGUCGUGCUCUUACUUUCAUGGAUCUUGCUACUCCGCAGCAGUAUUGGCUUACUCAGUGGGAAGAUUUAAGGUUGGAGAAGGGGCCUGUCCGAAAGAAGAAGUCUGACAAGAAGAAGAAGAAGAAGAAGUCUAAAUGGAAGGAGAAGUCUGAACGGGAGAAGAUGUGGUCAUAAAAAGUUUGUAUUCAUUGCGGGAAACAUAUAAGAAGAAGCCAAAGUCAAAGCGUCCUAAAUAUUUAGAGCAGGAUACCAGGGUGUAUACCCGAGCCUAUGUGUUCCAGAUCAUAGGGGCUAUUCUUUUUCCUACAUCAUCCAGAGCUACUGUCCAUCCCCGAUACAU